GGCGACCGAGUCCAACUGACAGUUUCAGGCUAAGAUCCCUCCCAACAUGCAGCGCUUUUCUGUUUGAAUGGCGCAAGUUCCACUCUGAUUCUGAAUGUAUUUUUCGGUUGAUGACGUUUAAAUAUUUUUAAUAAUUAUUUUAAAGUUCAUCUACUUUUUUUGUUACCGUUCGGCUAAAGUCGAAUUCAGUUCCAGGCUUGACACGUUUAUAAUGUGAUGCACGAGAAGCCAACAUGUAACGGUCCUUCCCUAUUAUGGCCUCUGGAGACCAUGGUGUCGACAAGUUUGAGCACCGGUUUCAUGAAGAUGCCCAACCCUGCGAGCUCAAAAAAGGGAUACGGUCUGCAAGUGGCAAGACCAUGAAGGAGGUGGAUUAUUUUAAAAAGGAGGAAAUAAAUAAGAAGAGAUCUCCAGUGGGCCGUACCGCGCAAAACUCUGGCAAAGUAAAGAAAGUGGUGUCCUCCAAAAGGAAGGGACGUCAGGUGACUGUGUGCCCUGGGGGCAGACGGAAGCCAUCCCCAGCUGUUGGGAGCUGUGACAUGGCAAACAAGGAAAAUGAGCUGGCAUGUGAUGAAGACCUCCAUCAAGGGCUCUUCUGCAGGCAGCCCCUGAACCAGCCAGAGGUCACCAAAAUGGAUGGACCUGGGUCCAAGUACAGUGACCACUUCACCGAGCUUUCAAAGGAUCAUGAUGCAAUGACCCAAGUGCUUUUUGGAAGAAAUCUCAGGCUUAACGUUGCUUUGACUCUGUGGCGAAGGAACGCAGGCGAACUAGUUGCAUACCUUCUCAGAAUCCAGGACACUGGUGUGCUUGUUGACUGUUUACCUGUAAUCACAAAAAGUCUUCAAGAGGAAAAGCCAGCAAUAUCCAUUGGCUGUUGUGUAGACCUUCUACCUUUAGUGAAAACGCUUCUUACAAGUCAAUAUGAAGAGUACCUGGUAGUCGGUUUACAUUGGGUUCAGUCCGUUUUGAGGAGGUGGUGGCCAGAACUGUCUGUGAACGGGAGGACGGCUCGCGACAGCCAUUCAGACGAUAAGAACAUUCAUGUGAUGAAGCAGCAGUUACAAGAAUUAUGGGAACAUGGCUCAAAAUUAAUUUUUCUUCCUGGAACUACGGGUGAAGUGGCGAAGGCAGUAGAGUCAUACUUGUCGCAGCUGCGCUGAGGCAGAAAUGUAGCACAAUGGGGCUCGGACCACUCCAAGCACUUGACAGCGGUUUCCAAAGCUGCUUUUCAACUCCUACACUAAUUCUGAGGCCGGAGCGACUGGACCUCGGAAGCACGACACAGCAGUGGACUUGAAGGACUGAGCAUCACUUUGACGAUGCAUAAUCUGUGUUUUUUUUUUUUAGAACUGAUAUGGGGUGGGGGGGGUACCUGCAAACUACGACGACCUACUUCACAUUGAAGUGGGCUGUUUGCUUAGGGGCAUGCACUGGACUCUGAGGUGCCAGAGGCUCGAGCUCAAUUAAAGUGCCAAGCUCUCGCUCCACCACAGCACUGUUCUUCUGUCGUGUUUUUGUAGAGAUGAAUGUAAUUAAUGUUCCUAGUCUUUUUCUGCUCCCCCCCUUCCUUGAAAUCAAGAACUUGAACAGCAACAGUCUUAAAUUAUUAGACUUUUCAUGUGCUUGUUCAUAAUUAAAAUCUUGGACUGUAAUGUAUAUAAGAUUUUAUUUUAAUCGAAUAUUAAAUAAAUUUGCAAUG
Molecule: messenger RNA, 1702 nt
Organism: Brienomyrus brachyistius
Lineage: Eukaryota; Metazoa; Chordata; Actinopteri; Osteoglossiformes; Mormyridae
Gene: katnbl1
Product: katanin p80 subunit B-like 1
Exons: 10
Coding region: 255-1163 (302 amino acids)
Cellular component (GO): nucleolus
Molecular function (GO): microtubule binding
Source: RefSeq, a predicted model, not a curated record